Messenger RNA from Panthera uncia (snow leopard), 722 nucleotides. RefSeq lists its product as uncharacterized. NCBI's taxonomy places the organism in Eukaryota, Metazoa, Chordata, Mammalia, Carnivora, Felidae. The record is from RefSeq and is a predicted model, not a curated record. Bases 1 to 615 code for a protein of 204 amino acids. The transcript has 3 exons.
AUGUUUGACCAGAGGGUGGAGAAUAAGCACCAGGACACAUUGUUGGCGGUAGCAGCUCCCUAUUCUGGUAAUGCCCGGCAGAGGCCGCGGGGCAUCUCGGGACUUGUAGUCCAGCUGGUCGAACUCGCUAUCCCGGCAUGUCCCGCGGCGGCGUCAAGGUUACCACGCGCCGCCUGCAGCGGCUGCCGAGACAAGAGUAGGGUGGAUGCCAAGUGCGAGUGGGAAGGGUGUUUUGCGCCCAGUGAAGGCGGGCUUGACUUCCAUAUCGGGGAGACCACAAAGAGCUUUAUUGAAGAGAUUCCGGACGAGACCAUAAUUAUAGGUGCGGGCGGAGGGGGAGAGUUUGAAACAAGACCUUGGGGUAGGGAGAGUCAGCUCUUCCAGAGCCGGGAGCAGCCGGUCUCGCCGCGUCCUGGCGUGGGCCGACUCCAUGCCACCUCGCGCUCAUCUGACCUCCAGGAAACUACCGGACGCAAAUGUAUGACAAGCAGCGGAGGAGUACCAGCCGGCCACCCCCGGGCUCGGCAUGUUCGUGGAGGUGAAGGACCCAGAGGACAAGGUGUGGUUGGUGCCUUAAUUGUGGUGCUGGCAGUCAAAGAAUUUUGUCAACUCUGACGCUGUGGCAUCCAGACUUUAAGGUUUCACAGGACAGAGUGCUUUCCAAAACGAAGAAGCAACUGUUAGUUUCGCCAGAUAAGGAUAUUAAAACAAAGGAAAACAAA